AUGCAGCGCUUCUUUGGUUUACCCCCAAGUGGAGAGCUAAAGGAGACCCUAGCAGUGAUGAAGAGGCCGCGCUGUGGUCUUUCAGAUGUGGAACGAUUUGAAGAGACAAUUCGCUGGAAGAGGAACACACUCAGCUACAGGAUCGCUGGCUUUAACUCCUCCAUCCCCGCCUCAAAGGUACACAAAGUGUUCAGGGCAGCAUGGAAGAUCUGGUCCAAUGUUGCGCCUAUGAAAUUUCGUAAGAGGAGCAGGAAGGAGGCUGACAUCGUCAUCUCCUUCCACAAUGGAGAUCACAGGGAUGGCUCGCCUUUUGAUGGUAGAGGAGGAAUCCUGGCUCACGCCUUUCUGCCUGGCUCUGGUAUUGGAGACGUUCACUUUGAUGGUGAUGAAGACUGGAGCUUUAAUGCUACGGGUUUUAAUCUGUUGGUUGUAGCCGUCCAUGAGUUCGGACAUGCACUUGGUCUGCCCCACUCGUCCGACCCCGGAGCGAUCAUGUACCCUUCAUACAACUUUGCCCCAACUCAUGAGCUCCUACUCUCCUUCCAUGAUGUCAAAGAUGUCCAACACAUGUACGGUGGGUGCAGUCCCAAAUAUGCUUCACUCUUCUCAAAAAAUCCUCCUCCAAGAACGCCUAAUAUUGAUCCAGAUUUGUCCUUCGAUGCUACUUCAGAGUUACAGCAAGAGGUCCUCUCAUUUCUCGAUCGAUUUAUGUGGCGCAAACAUCCAAAGUUUGAUGAGACAUCAAUCACCCUGAUCAGCAGUCUGUGGCCGGACAGCGUACCUCCUAACCUGGACGCUGUCUAUGAGAGCGUGGGCAGGAAUAUUAUCUUGUUUUUUCAAGGUCACCAGUAUUGGACUUUGAGGCAGCUAAAACUUGAGGAGGGCUUUCCCCGCAACAUCUCAGACUUUGGCUUCCCCUUCAGGAUCAAAUCUGUGGAUGCUGCUCUUCACUUCAGAAAUGAACGCUACACAGUGUUUUUCACGGGCCAUGAGUGUUGGAGGUAUGAUGAGCUGCAGAAGAAAAUGGAGGGACCACCAAAGCCCAUAACAGAGCUGUGGCCAGUACCAACUCCAGUGGACGCAGCUGUUUUCUAUGAAGGAUUUGUUCACUUCUUCAAAGGAAACACUCACUACAAAUAUGACUCCAACUUAAAACGUGUUGUCUCCACUGGACCUCUCAACGAGCAGCUGGACUGCAGACAGACGGAGGAGACGGAGGACAAUGAGACACUGGCUGGGAGGAGAUAAGUGACUGAAAACACUCCAUGCAGUCUGAUGACAACAUAACUUCUGUUUUUCUGCUGUUCGUAUACACUCAGUGUUUCAAGACUAUACAUUAGUAAUAACCACAAUCUGACAAGGAACACUGUGGGAACGGAUGCAUACAGGGAAGUGUUUAAAAGGUUACAUCAAUGUGUCAUACAUGUUGAAAUAAUGGCAUUUCUUCCUUUGUUUGAAACAAAUUUUAGUUUAUCUGAUAUUUUAAUUAUUUGUUUUGAUUGUUUUUUAUAUUUUCUGCAAAACCUAUGUGCUUUUUUAAACCUUAUGUUCACAUAUAUUGCAUAGCAAGACAUGUUGAUCUCAUUAACAUUUUUUUCCCCCUUUAUAUGCACAGUAUGUCUGACAUUUUGAGAAAAGUUGAAUAAUAAAUUCACUCCUGCAUCACCAUUGUUAUUUAAUACACACUGGUUUGUGAUGUGAAAUAGCUGCUUUGUUUAUUUCCCCGUAAUUUCCCCUCAGAGAGAUCUAUGUCUAAGCGCUGUGUGAGUGAAGAGGACAAUGAUGAAGAAGUUGCUCUCACUGUGGAUCAAAAUGAAAACGAUCAGAGAGGUUAGGAGGUCAGUGGCGGUUCUGGUGAGGGGCCAAUAGAGGCCAGAACCUGGACCCCCCUGUGCCCCCCCCCCUCCACACCAAACAAAUAUUAUACAAUGAA
Messenger RNA from Notolabrus celidotus (New Zealand spotty), 1933 nucleotides. Its product is annotated as neutrophil collagenase. Lineage: Eukaryota; Metazoa; Chordata; Actinopteri; Labriformes; Labridae. Gene Ontology annotation, cellular component: extracellular matrix. The record is from RefSeq and is a predicted model, not a curated record. Gene Ontology annotation, biological process: proteolysis; collagen catabolic process; extracellular matrix organization. Gene Ontology annotation, molecular function: metalloendopeptidase activity; zinc ion binding.